CCCGGUCUCGCCAAGGAACAGGGAACGUGAGCGCAGGAGCCACGUUUGUGUGCUACCGUUGUGGCAAGCCUGGACAUGCAGCAAGGGUUUGCAGAGCUGUGUUGCCAGACAGUGAACAGACUCGUACCCCUGGAUCUUCUGCUGCUGGUGUGCCGAGUGAGAAUGCUGCUGUGGCCGGGCAGCCUUUAAACUCCUAAGGCCUGUGGUAACUGGGGCAACCAUGGGCACACAUCAAGGUCCCCAACAGGAAAAGCAGGAACAGGGAGCCUCAAGAGAGCCCUACACCCCUUUGGUCGGGCCCUUAAAUGAGGGUCAGGUGGACGUAAAUGGCACAAGCUGUAGGGCACUUAUUGACUCUGGCUCCCAAGUAACCACUGUCACCGAGGUGUUUUGGCGCUCACAUCCUGAACUAUGUAGACAGGAGUUGCAGAGGUCAAAUAUCCCAAUAGAAGGAGCUGGUGGUCAUGCUAUACCCCAAUAUGGCACAUUCUACAUCAACCUUAAAGUUCUGGGUAAAGAGUUUACCAAUGUGCCUGCACUUGUUGUUCCUAUAACGGAGUACCGGUCAGAAGUUCCAUUGCUAGUGGGGACCAAUGUUAUACGUGCCUCCAGAUCCUACCUUGAAGCAACAUACGGACGGCAGUUUCUUGUUGUGGUAAAAGAGAAACACCCUGAAUGGUACACUGCCCUGUUGGAGGUGGGUGACGAUGAGCUUGGGAGUCAUGAUGGUCGGGUAGGCCCUGCACGCUAUGCUGGUCGCAAACUACACGUGCCGGCAGGCAAGGAGGUGAAUGUGAUGUGCAAAGUGACAGGAGGUCCAAGAAAAAAGACAUACACUGCUCUUGUCGAGAGCCAGGCAGGUUCCCAGCUGCCGGAGGGCCUGGUUGUGGGCAGGGUUCUUGCCUAUGUGAAAAAGGGCCGGGUCCCUGUCAGAGUAAUGAACUUAUCUGCACGACCAGUACUGAUCAAACCACACGUUCAUCUGGCAGAUGCAUUCCUGUUGCGGGAUGUGUUGCAGUGGAAUGGGGACAAUCAGCGUUCUCAAGGUGAUGAACAGUCGGAUGAGAAACGAAAUGUACAGAGUGCAGAGCCUGAAGUGUGUCAAAGCCAUGACCAGGUUGUCCGCCCAAAUCCAGUUGAACACAUCCUACCUGGUUGUGUGGACCUCAGUGAAGCGGCUGUCGAGGAAGAGGAGCAAAGAGUCCGACUCAGGCAGCUGGUGGAGAAGAAUGCAGAUAUUUUCUCACAACACUCUAUGGAUUUUGGACACACAAAAACUGUGCAACAUGAGAGUCCCCUGAUUGAUCCCAAACCUUUCCGCCUUCCUUACCGGAAAUUACCACCUUCCCAGUGGCAGGAUGUUCGUAAUCUCCUGAAGGAUAUGGAGGAAUCUGGCGUAAUCCGUCCCAGCAAAAGUCCUUACGCCUCUCCCAUUGUGGUUGUGACAAAGAAGGAUGGGUCAUUGAGGAUAUGUGUUGAUUACAGGAGAUUAAAUUCUUGUAGCACCAGAGAUGCAUUCCCACUCCCAAGAAUCGAGGAUGCACUUGAGGCCCUGGGUCAGGCUAAAUAUUUCUUGACCCUUGACUUGACGUCUGGCUACUGGCAAGUGGAGGUGGCAGAGCAAGACAAGCAUAAAACGGCGUUUGUCACCCCUAUGGGUCUUUAUGAAGCCAACAGGAUGCCGUUCGGCCUACAGAAUGCUCCAUCAACAUUCCAGAGGUUAAUGACCUGUUGCUUUGGAGACCUGAACUGCUCGCAUCUUCUGAUUUACCUUGAUGACCUCAUUAUCUUUUCAAAGACGUUUGAGGAGCAUCUGGAACGGCUUCAACUGGUAUUUGACCGGCUGCGUGAACAUGGUCUAAAGCUAAAACCUUCGAAAUACCACCUCAUGAGGAAGGAAGUGCAGUACCUGGGACACCUGGUGUCCGCCGAGGGAAUUCGUACAGACCCAGCAAAAGUAAGCAAGGUAGAGGACUGGCCACAACCCACAAGCCGCAAGGAGCUUCUGCAGUUUCUGGGCUUCGCAGGAUACUACAGGCGAUUUGUGGAGGGUUAUGCCAAGUUGGCGGCACCCUUGUAUCGUCUUACCUCUGGCGACCCCAAAAGGAAGAAGAGGGGAAAGAAGAGGCCUCCUGCUCCUGAGCCACGCUUUUUCAGGACUGAGGAAUGCACAGAGACAUUUUGUAUGCUGAAAGAGAAACUUACAUCGGCUCCGUUGUUGGGCUACCCUGACUACACAUUGCCCUUUGUGUUACAGACAGAUGCUUCUGGAGAAGGACUCGGUGCUGUCCUGGCACAAGUUCAAAGUGGGACUGAGAGGGUGAUAGCAUAUGCCAGUAGGGGUUUAAGCCCAGCAGAAACUCGUUACCCAGCUCACAAGCUGGAAUUUCUAGCAUUCAAGUGGGCGGUGACAGAAAAGUUUUAUGACCAUCUGUACGGGCACAAGUUUUCAGUACUCACGGAUAACAACCCACUGAAAUAUGUGAUGACCACUGCCAAACUGGAUGCUACUGGACAGCGAUGGGUCUCGCAGUUGUCUGGGUUUGAUUUUGACAUCCAGUACCGCCAGGGGAGAUGCAACGCCAACGCGGAUGCCCUGUCCAGAAUGACUAACCAGGACGUUUGUAAAGCACUUCAGUCAUGCCCUCAAAGAGUAAGGCUGAGGCGGGCCGAAGGUGGGCUGGUGGAACCAGGUCAAGUGGAGCUUGGUGACACAGGGUGUCAGGCUGGGGAAUCAACCCAAACUUGUGAACCCAAACCUCAACUUGAACCAUACGCAGGGGUCGGAACAGAGUCCCUUCCUUCGAUGACCAAACAAGACAUCAGAGCAGGACAAAAAGAGGAUCCCGACAUAGGGCCAAUUCUGCAUUACAGAACAUUGAAUACCAAACCUGGUAGGACAGAAAGAGAGACCUGGGGAGAGCGAGCCUCUCUCAUCCUUAAAGAGUGGAGAAGAUUGGUGGUAAAAGAUGGUACCCUGUAUCGCAGAGUUCAGGAUGGCCAGCAUGGAAUCAAUGAACAGUUAGUCCUGCCCCUGAAGCUACAGAGAAUGGUUAAAACAGCUCUACAUGAUGAAUCAGGCCACCUGGGACUCGAACGGACGCUCACUCUGAUUCGAGAACGCUUCUACUGGCCCAGGAUGUUUCAAGUUGUAAAAGUGUGGUGUGAGCAGUGUGAGCGUUGCUGUGUCAGGAAGACACCCACAUCGGGCCUCAAAGCUCCCCUUGUCAGCAUACAUACCAAUGCCCCUAUGGAGCUUGUUUGUAUUGAUUUCCUGACGCUGGAAAAGUCUGUUGGCGGAGUUGAAAAUGUGCUGGUGGUCACCGACCAUUUCUCCCGUUUUGCCCAGGCUUACUCAACUAAAGACCAGGAGGCAACUACUGUGGCCAGGGUGUUGUGGAGGAACUUCUUUUGUCGUUUUGGAUUCCCAGCAAAGCUCCAUGCUUAUCAGGGGCGCAACUUUGAGAGUGCAGUGGUAAGAGAUCUGUGCAAGAUUACUGGCAUCACCAAAACACACACCACUCCAUACCACCCUCAGGGAAAUGGAACCACUGAGAGGUUUAAUCAUACUCUGAUGAACAUGCUGGGCACCUUGGACCCCAACUUGAAACCUCGCUGGCACCAGUAUGUUGAUACAAUGACACACGCCUAUAACUGCACUCAACAUGACUCCACUGGUUACAGCCCAUACUACCUGAUGUAUGGCAGACAUCCUAGACUUCCGAUCGAUCUUGUGUUUGGUCUGACAUCUGGUGACCCCCCUUGUGACUACAACAAAUAUGUUAAAUGUCUUCAAGACUGCCUGAUGUAUGCCUACGAUCAGGCUAACAAGAGUUCAAGACAUGCCAAGGAGCAACAGAAGAAGCACUACGACCGCAGGGUGAAGAACUACACAUUCGAGCCAGGGGACAGAGUCCUGAUUAAGGUUUGCCAUGUUGAAGGCCGACAGAAGUUGGGGGACAGGUGGGAAGCACAGCCUUAUGUUGUCCUAAAGAAACAGCCUGGUGUCCCGGUAUAUGUGGUUCGGUUGGAGAAUGGCGAAAAAGAAAGGGUGGUCUAUCGAAACCUUCUCACCCAAUGCAUGUUCUUCCCAAUGGGGGCCGAACAGGCAGGUGAAAAGGGAGAGCUUGAUAAGGAGUCGAGGACAUCAGGCAUUGAGUCAGAUGGAGAAAUCUGGGAAAGAAGGAAUGGAGAGAAAGAUUGCAACAAUGAGCAGCUGGAAGAAAUUAGGGAGCAGGAUAGUGAAGGUGAACAGGGGGAGAGGGAAGUUCUGGAGUCCAUCACUGAGGACCAGAAGGAAAAUGACUCUCCACUGAGAGCCAUAGACUCUGAAUCAGCUCAGCAGAAGAUUGAUCGGGGCCGGGAGAUAUGGCUGAGAGCCAAAGCCAAGCUGAGGGGAGAGUUUGGCAUGCUCUUGCUCCCAGCCUCUCUUACAGCCAGGGGCGGGGCCAACCUCAACCAGAAAUCAGGAACACCUGACAUGAACAGAGAGGAAAAAGAGAGCAGUUUUGGUACACAGGGCGGGGAGCGCCCUGAGGUCCUGUUGCCCAAACCCCAGGUCUUCACGCCUUCAGCAAGUAACUUACAACCCUUUCCAGUGUUUUCAACCUAUGCCUCACAGGUUUCUAUGCAUGGCCCCCCAGUGGGCAUACAGAGCGCUACAGAAACAGUACCUGCCCCUCCUGCAAACUGCGACCCUUGUCCCACUAGCUAUCCCAUACCUGCUUACUCAUCAUAUGGGAUGUACAUCCUUUCAUCCUCAGUGUACCAACCUCAGGCAGUAGUGCAAUCUUCACAAGCCGUUCAACCCCACCUUUAUCACAUGCAGGCCACUAGAAAAUCCCACACACUCCCCCACAUGGUUGCUGACGGAUUAACUCGGUUUUCACCUGCCCAACCCAUCCAUGGUGGUUUCACCCAGACACAUCAAGUGAAAAAUGUUCAAGUGUUCAGCGGGGGCUCUGAAUGCAAGAUCCUGAUUGACAACUGGAUCCGAGACAUGCAGUAUCUUCUUGUCGCUGGUGGGUUACCAUCACAUCUCAGUUUUGCAACCAUUGUGCGGCACCUAAGUGGUGAGGCUAGGCGGCUGGUUUUAAAUCUCCCCCCACCUGAACAAAGUCCUGAGAGAGCUUUUGAAGAGCUGAGAGCUGAAUACAGUGACAUGCAGAGAUCCCUGGACCCCUUAGCUGACUUUUAUGAAAGGAGCCAACGCACAGGGGAGUCGGCGUGUUCCUAUGCCAUUGCCUUGGAAGCGACACUGAGAGAUGUGGAAGAGGUUCAGAAUGGUGGCCAGCCUUUUCCAGAUCGGGAUGCUAAAUUGGCUAGGCAGUUCAUGAGAGGGCUGACUGACGAGGAAGUGCCUGUGGUAACUGGGGCAACCAUGGGCACACAUCAAGGUCCCCAACAGGAAAAGCAGGAACAGGGAGCCUCAAGAGAGCCCUACACCCCUUUGGUCGGGCCCUUAAAUGAGGGUCAGGUGGACGUAAAUGGCGAAAGCUGUAGGGCACUUAUUGACUCUGGCUCCCAAGUAACCACUGUCACCGAGGUGUUUUGGCGCUCACAUCCUGAACUAUGUAGACAGGAGUUGCAGAGGUCAAAUAUCCCAAUAGAAGGAGCUGGUGGUUAUGCUAUACCCCAAUAUGGCACAUUCUACAUCAACCUUAAAGUUCUGGGUAAAGAGUUUACCAAUGUGCCUGCACUUGUUGUUCCUAUAACGGAGUACCGGUCAGAAGUUCCAUUGCUAGUGGGGACCAAUGUUAUACGUGCCUCCAGAUCCUACCUUGUUGUGGUAAAAGAGAAACAUCCUGAAUGGUACACUGCCCUGUUGGAGGUGGGUGACGAUGAGCUUGGGAGUCAUGACGGUCGGGUAGACCCUGCACGCUAUGCUGGCCGCAAACUACACGUGCCGGCAGGCAAGGAGGUGAAUGUGAUGUGCAAAGUGACAGGGGGUCCAAGAAAAAAGACAUACACUGCUCUUGUCGAGAGCCAGGCAGGUUCCCAGCUGCCGGAGGGCCUGGUUGUGGGCAGGGAUCUUGCCUAUGUGAAAAAGGGCCGGGUCCCCGUCAGAGUAAUGAACUUAUCUGCACGACCAGUACUGAUCAAACCACACGUUCAUCUGGCAGAUGCAUUCCUGUUGCGGGAUGUGUUGAAGUGGAAUGGGGACAAUCAGCGUUCUCAAGGUGAUGAACAGUCGGAUGAGAAACGAAAUGUAGAGAGUGCAGAGCCUGAAGUGUGUCAAAGCCAUGACCAGGUUGUCCGCCCAAAUCCAGUUGGACACAUCCUACCUGGUUGUGUGGACCUCAGUGAAGCGGCUGUCGAGGAAGAGGAGCAAAGAGUCCGACUCAGGCAGCUGGUGGAGAAAAAUGCAGAUAUUUUCUCACAACACUCUAUGGAUUUUGGACACACAAAAACUGUGCAACAUGAGAUUCCCCUGAUUGAUCCCAAACCUUUCCGCCUUCCUUACCGGAAAUUACCACCUUCCCAGUGGCAGGAUGUUCGUAAUCUCCUGAAAGAUAUGGAGUAAUCUGGCGUAAUCCGCCCCAGCAAAAGUCCUUCCGCCUCUCCCAUUGUAGUUGUGACAAAGAAGGAUGGGUCGUUGAGGAUAUGUGUUGAUUACAGGAGAUUAAAUUCUUGUAGCACCAGAGAUGCAUUCCCACUCCCAAGAAUCGAGGAUGCACUUGAGGCCCUGGGUCAGGCUAAAUAUUUCUCGACCCUUGACUUGACGUCUGGCUACUGGCAAGUGGAGGUGGCAGAGCAAGACAAGCAUAAAACGGCGUUUGUCACCCCUAUGGGUCUUUAUGAAGCCAACAGGAUGCCGUUUGGCCUACAGAAUGCUCCAUCAACAUUCCAGAGGUUAAUGACCUGUUGCUUUGGAGACCUGAACUGCUCGCAUCUUCUGAUUUACCUUGAUGACCUCAUUAUCUUUUCAAAGACGUUUGAGGAGCAUCUGGAACAGCUUCAACUGGUAUUUGACCGGCUGUGUGAACAUGGUCUAAAGCUAAAACCUUCGAAAUACCACCUCAUGAGGAAGGAAGUGCAGUACCUGGGACACCUGGUGUCCGCCGAGGGAAUUCGUACAGACCCAGCAAAAGUAAGCAAGGUAGAGGACUGGCCACAACCCACAAGCCGCAAGGAGGUUCUGCAGUUUCUGGGCUUCGCAGGAUACUACAGGCGAUUUGUGGAGGGUUAUGCCAAGUUGGCAGCACCCUUGUAUCGUCUUACCUCUGGCGACCCCAAAAGGAAGAAGAGGGGAAAGAAGAUGCCUCCUGCUCCUGAGCCACGCUUUCUCAGGACUGAGGAAUGCACAGAGACAUUUUGUAUGCUGAAAGAGAAACUUACAUCGGCUCCGUUGUUGGGCUACCCUGACUACACAUUGCCCUUUGUGUUACAGACAGAUGCUUCUGGAGAAGGUCUCGGUGCUGUCCUGGCACAAGUUCAAAGUGGGACUGAGAGGGUGAUAGCAUAUGCCAGUAGGGGUUUAAGCCCAGCAGAAACUCGUUACCCAGCUCACAAGCUGGAAUUUCUAGCACUCAAGUGGGCGGUGACAGAAAAGUUUUCAGUACUCACGGAUAACAACCCACUGAAAUAUGUGAUGACCACUGCCAAACUGGAUGCUACUGGACAGCGAUGGGUCUCGCAGUUGUCUGGGUUUGAUUUUGACAUCCAGUACCGCCAGGGGAGAUGCAACGCCAACGCGGAUGCCCUGUCCAGAAUGACUAACCAGGACGUUUGUAAAGCACUUCAGUCAUGCCCUCAAAGAGUAAGGCUGAGGCGGGCCGAAGGUGGGCUGGUGGAACCAGGUCAAGUGGAGCUUGGUGACACAGGGUGUCAGGCUGGGGAAUCAACCCAAACUUGUGAACCCAAACCUCAACUUGAACCAUACACAGGGGUCGGAACAGAGUCCCUUCCUUUGAUGACCAAACAAGACAUCAGAGCAGGACAAAAAGAGGAACCCGACAUAGGGCCAAUUCUGCAUUACAGAACAUUGAAUACCAAACCUGGUAGGACAGAAAGAGAGACCUGGGGAGAGUGAGCCUCUCUCCUCCUUAAAGAGUGGAGAAGAUUGGUGGUAAAAGAUGGUACCCUGUAUCGCAGAGUUCAGGAUGGCCAGCAUGGAAUCAAUGAACAGUUAGUCCUGCCCCAGAAGCUACAGAGAAGGGUUAAAACAGCCCUACAUGAUGAAUCAGGCCACCUGGGACUCGAACGGACGCUCACUCUGAUUCGAGAACGCUUCUACUGGCCCAGGAUGUUUCAAGAUGUAAAAGUGUGGUGUGAGCAGUGUGAGCAUUGCUGUGUCAGGAAGACACCCACAUCUGGCCUCAAAGCUCCCCUUGUCAGCAUACAUACCAA
Molecule: messenger RNA, 8349 nt
Organism: Sander lucioperca (pikeperch)
Lineage: Eukaryota; Metazoa; Chordata; Actinopteri; Perciformes; Percidae
Exons: 6
Biological process (GO): DNA integration; proteolysis
Molecular function (GO): aspartic-type endopeptidase activity; nucleic acid binding
Source: RefSeq, a predicted model, not a curated record